AUGUCCAAGGUACCUGGCCAGGAGAAUAUGCCCCAGGGCUUGAAUGAGUCUUACUAUCGAGAGAGCGCCGUCGCACUUGGAAUGCCCAUGGAUGACGGAUCUCGUUCUCGUUCAAUGCCACCACCGACAUCUGCUGUCGUUCGUUAUCCCCGGUCCCCAUCAGUUUCGUCUUCUAGAUCCUCCUCUCGCUCAGAUCGAGGUAGAUCAUGCGCUCGCUCCUAUUGCAGUGUGUCUCGCGACAAUGAACACAGCCCUGAUUCGAUGAAUCAAACUCGCGGUGUAAUUCAAAACAAUUUCUCUCAAACGAAGGCAGGAAUUGGAGCUGGUAUUGUUGGAGCUGUCAUCGGAGGACUUGUCGCCAAGCAGGCUUCUGAAGCAGCAUUUCGCCACAAGCAAAAACAAAGUGGUCGCCCACGUCGCCACAGCUCUGAGACCAUACCUCGUAUGGCGUCUACUGUGCUCGGUGCUGUAGCCGAAGACUACAAGACUGGAAUUACCCAAAUGGCAAAGGGUAUCUUUUUGACGUUCAUGACUACGACCAUGUAUACGGCAGAGACCGGCAACAAGAUGGCCAGCACUCAAGACGACGUCGCAUUGAAGAAUCACAGUUCUAUCACUACCGAGACUAGUCCUCCUCAACUUGUUCACCAAGCACACGUCCUCAAAGACUAG
This is a messenger RNA of Metarhizium acridum CQMa 102, 672 nucleotides long. The record is from RefSeq and is a predicted model, not a curated record. NCBI's taxonomy places the organism in Eukaryota, Fungi, Ascomycota, Sordariomycetes, Hypocreales, Clavicipitaceae.